Helianthus annuus (common sunflower) is the source of this 1285-nucleotide messenger RNA. RefSeq lists its product as uncharacterized. NCBI's taxonomy places the organism in Eukaryota, Viridiplantae, Streptophyta, Magnoliopsida, Asterales, Asteraceae. Bases 267 to 1097 code for a protein of 276 amino acids. The record is from RefSeq and is a predicted model, not a curated record. The transcript has 4 exons.
UUUCCCGCCCCCCAAUUACCAUUCCCCUUUUAUUUUCACCCAAAUGCUGCAUACAUCUCGGAGCUCUCAACACCCAUCUCUCUCUAACUCUCUCGUUCCAUCUGUUGCCGCUGAAACCACUACCGCAGAAGAACACCUACCGCACCACCAUACGUUCCAGUUUCGUCGCUCGAUUCGUCUGGCGCUGCUUUAGCCAAUAUUAUGGCGAGAAUAUGAUUAAGCUUUGAAGAUGCACACCAACUGCUUGAUGAAAUGCUUUGACCAAAAUGACAUCUAUUUCACAUGAUGGAUCAACGCAAUUCAAUUGGGGCAAAUAUCAUUUUCUUAUAAGAUAUCAGCCUAAACUCGAUCUUCUCUCUUCAAUGGCUUCCCAAGAAAUGAGUCUGAAGCUUCUUGUCGACGUAAAAGGCUCAAGAGUGUUAUUUGCAGAAGUACCAAAAGAAUUUGUGGAUUUCCUUUUCCACAUAUUCUCUUUGCCUUUGGGCACCCUGGUCGAGUUAAUUGGAUCUAACCAGAUGGCGGGCUGCUUAGGAAAACUCAAAGGUAGCAUAGAAAGUUUCAAUGGAAACUACCUUCAACCUGGCAUCAAAAUGGAUGACAUCUUCAACCCCAAAACAGCAUUCAACGGUAAAACAUUUCUGUUAUCCUGUGAUGCUUCUUCUGGGGAUCAGUCCGGUGCAUCCAAAGCAGUUUACAGGUGUGCCAAGGCAGCAGGAUACUGCCAUUACUGUGGUAACCAACCUUGCAGGUCAAAUGCAACACUGGAUGCGAAUUCUAUAUGUCCCAAUUGCAGUGGUUGCAUGAAUUAUAAGAUGGCACUUGUAACGCCGCCGAAGGAGGUAGCCGAAACAAAACUAGCGGAUGAGAUAAAGAAGCGUGGGUAUGUUAAGGAAGUGGUGACUUAUAUGGUGAUGGAUGAUUUAGUGGUGAACCCAAUGUCCACCAUUUCUGGCAUCACCCUCAUCAAUAAGUUUGGUGUCAAGGAUCUCAGUCAACUUGAAGAGAAGACUGUUUCUUUUGGAAAAGAUGAGGGUCUGAAGCUCUUGGAGGCAUCGUUGAAGACCAACAAAGUGCUGACAACUGUCUUUAUGCAUUAAAAUGUAGUUAUGGAUCUGGUUUAUGAAGGCUUUGAUGUGUUUUAAUUUGAUGGUGUUGGAACUUAGUUAUCUUCUUUUGCCUACCACCUAUUAAUUUAGAAGCAGUGACUAUCAUUUUAAGAUGAAACUUAUGACUUUAUAUGUACAUCUUACUUGGUGUUAUCCUACAUGAUUGUGAUUGUUGUUAA